UGAUCAACGCAGGAUUCACAACGGAACGCUUCUGGCUAGAGCUUUUAAGGAAUUUAUUGUAGACGUCUCAACGAAUCAGCUGCCGCUUUUUGCCAUAGAUUUGCGUUUAUUACAAGGACAGGAGCACAUAAAUUUGUAUGAAUUGAUAAAUAUUUCUUCAAAGAAUAGUUCGGACAGCAACAGUUACAUUACUUGUGAUGGUAAUCUUCAGCUAACAUGACGAACAUUACAUCCAGCAACUCGACUACAGGAGAAGCGGAGACUGUAAAAGCGCUCAAAGCAUUGUGUUACUGUGUAAUCAUGCUCAUGUCGCUGGUUGGAAACACUUUGGUGAUUAUUAUUAUCUGCCGAAACAGCAGAAUGCGGACCAUGACAAACAACCUCAUCGCCAACAUGGCCAUCAGUGAUUUGCUGUUUCCGCUUUUCGCUGUUCCGAAGGAAAUAGCGCAGAUCUUUAUCGGCAAAUCGCGAUGGCUUGUUGUUGGCGUCGGAGGUGAAAUAUUAUGCAAGAUGGUCAAUUUUUCGCAAGACAUCUCCACAGCGGUCUCGAUACUUAGCUUGGUUGUUAUAGCCUUCGAUCGAUUCCACGCAGUGAAAUUUCCGUUCAAACCCGCUGUGAUCACACCCAAAAUUUGCCGCAUGAUAAUUUGCUUCAUCUGGGUUGUUGCAGUAGGCCUCCACUCGCCGUACUUUUACACUUUCAAACUAAAAGUAGUAGGGAACGAUACAUAUUGCAUGAACGUAUGGGAACCGGCCUUUGAGACGGCCUCCACUCAAAAAGUUUACUUUUUGAUUAUUUUCUUGGUGUUAAUAUCUUUUCCCAUUACGGUGAUCACUAUAUUGUACACAGCCAUCGGAAUUGAAGUUUGGAAGCAGAAAGGACCCACGGAAUACUCGCGAGAGCGACAAAGGCGUGAACAAGAAAACAGAAGAGUGUUAAAACAAGUUGUAACAGUGGUCGUUGUAUUCGUCUCGUGUAUCACACCUGUCACGAUAUUUGGCUGCCUUUUCCAUUUCGUCUGGAACUUAACAAUACCGCCUGGAAUAGAUGGGAUCAACUUUCGUUUCUAUGCAACAUUUAUAAUGCAUUCUAACGCAGCUAUCAGCCCUUGUAUAUAUUUCAUCUUCAACAAAAACUAUCGGAGGGGACUUAGCGAAAUAUUCGAAAGCUGCGCGCGAAUUUUUACUGGUCUUGACAAGCCACCAUUGGAGGACGCAAGUUCUACCAAGCCGAGAUACAAUUCCAAGAUUGAAUGCGUUGCAAAGAAAAGGUCGCCUAGAUGUCAAUAUAUCUAACCUAAAAAUUUAAAAGACGUUUUUGAGAUGGGAAUGAGGGCCAUGAAAGUGGCUGCAUGUGAAUUUGAAACCGGUAUUUGCGAGAUCCUUCUCUAGUGCUCCUUCCAUUGUCAUCUAACUAAAUAGCUCCCUAAAGACCAUAUCCGUUUGCACUCCAUAGUGUCUACUUGAUCAUUUAAUAGAGAAAGGCCCAUUAACUCAAAUUCAUGGUAAGCUAUAAAUCGCGAAGACUUGAAACGCUUAUUGUACUCGCAUAAAAUGCUAACAACUUGGUUCCGACGAAAAAAAGAGAAAAAAAUAGUUAGUAAUCCGAUCUCUUGCAGACACGGAUAAUUUUUAAUCUACGAGGAAUAUUUUCAUCUUGAGCGCAUUUGUGAUUCGAAGGUUUGUAUCGAUGUAAUGAGCAGCCUUUAAAAUGAAACGCUAUUUAACCUCGACAGCACUUGUUCAAGUCAGGAACUGUAAUUUAUUCAUGCUAACUAAAUUUUGCUUCAUUAAGAGACCCCAAUCUUACUUCAAUUUAGUAAUAAGCGCAAGCCGCCGUUCAUAAGUAGUAAUAAACUCAUUCCUUUUUAAUGGACUAAAGAGUUACGGCGCAAUAGUGAUGUUGACAGAAAAGAAAGAAAACAGUGGAAAAUACUAAUUUACCGAG
Messenger RNA from Stylophora pistillata, 1948 nucleotides. Its product is annotated as neuropeptide FF receptor 2-like. NCBI's taxonomy places the organism in Eukaryota, Metazoa, Cnidaria, Anthozoa, Scleractinia, Pocilloporidae. The record is from RefSeq and is a predicted model, not a curated record. Gene Ontology annotation, cellular component: plasma membrane. Gene Ontology annotation, molecular function: G protein-coupled receptor activity. Gene Ontology annotation, biological process: G protein-coupled receptor signaling pathway.